AUCAUGUCUACGUUUGAACAUUUUGCUACCAAUGCGAUACACGUUGGUCAAUCGCCAGACCAAUGGAAAUCCAUGUCGAUGAUCCCUCAAAUUUCUCUUUCCACAACGUUCAAGCAACAUGCUCCGGGCGAUAACAAUGGUUACGAGUAUACCAGAGGUGGUAAUCCAACUCGAAAAGUUUUUGAAAAAUGUGUGGCUUCAUUAGAGGGAGCUAAGCAUGCCUUGGCUUUUAGCUCUGGCUUAGGAGCUACAACUUCCAUCGUUCACCUCUUGAAAUCUGGCGAUCACAUCGUAUCCGUUAAUGACGUUUAUGGAGGAACAAAUCGUUAUUUUCAAAAAGUUUGUGGUAAGUUUGGUGUGACUGCUACUUUUGUCGAUACUUCGGAUUUAAAAAAUAUCGAAGCCGCAAUACAACCAAACACAAGGAUGAUGUGGUUAGAAUCACCGACUAAUCCAACAUUGAAAGUAACCGAUUUAGAAGGGGCCAGCAAAAUAGCGCACGCACACAAGGAUAUAAUUGUUGUCGUCGAUAACACCUUUGCCUCCUCAUACUUUCAGCGUCCAUUAAGUCUUGGCGCCGAUAUCGUGAUGCAUUCCGUUACGAAGUACAUGAAUGGACAUACCGAUGUCCUUAUGGGGGUUGCUGUGACUAACAGCGAUGAAAUAAAUGAGAAGCUGUUCUUUUUGCAAUUCGCAAUGGGAAUAGUACCGAGUCCUUUCGACUGCUACCUCGCGAAUCGUGGUGUUAAAACAUUAGCAAUCCGUAUGAAACAGCACCAAGCUAACGCUUUUGCUGUUGCCAAAUUUUUGGAGUCCUCUCCAUAUGUGGAAAAAGUUCUUUACCCUGGACUUCCCAGCCAUCCUCAGCACGAAAUUGCUAAGAAACAGAUGAAAGGCUUUAGUGGAAUGGUCACCUUUUAUGCAAAAGGAGAUGCCAAGACGGCUGCGAGAUUCUUCAAAAAUAUCAAGAUCUUUACGCUAGCAGAGAGCCUUGGAGGAUACGAAAGUUUGGCUGAACUUCCGUCACUUAUGACGCAUGCAUCAGUGCCUGAAAAGCAGAGGGCUGAACUUGGCAUAACGGAUACUUUGAUUAGGCUAUCGGUAGGUAUUGAGGAAACGGAAGACCUGGUUGCAGAUCUUGAACAAGCAUUGGCUGCUGCACAGGUAGAAAAUUAAUUAUCUAAGCCAGAAUAUACUUUUACCUGGAAAGGUAUUCAUGUUAGAGUAUGGGGCUACAGCGAUGUGGAUGUAUUAAUGAAACUUAGACAUUACGGACAUUUCACUAAGCUGUGCACGAUGCCGUAAUACAUAUCCGCGUAAAUGGCGAUAAAAGUAGAUUUUAGAGUUUGUUCAUAUCGUUGCAGUUAUGUUUUCCAACAUUAGUUAUAGAUACCUGACGUUUAAAUUGACUGUCGACUAUAAAUGCUGGUGUCAUCUCUUAGUAACUCUUACCUUGAGUGUGUCCUUGAAUGACCUUGUAUACGUAGAGGUACUUGUACCUGUAAGCAUUUACUUUUGCUGAUUUUACAGCAUUUAAGCUAUCAUAAAAUUGGCAUGCAAUCUAUCUAUCUACAUACGUAUUUGUAUUAAUAAUAUCCGGUAUCUAGAUAUUGCUGGAGCAGCAACUUUAUUGCGCAAGUAUCUGGUGGGACACUGAACGGCUAGCCAAGUGUGAUUAUUUAAAAUAAUGUACAUCCUUUGCUAUCCAAAUUUAUCGGUCUGGUAUUUAUAGCUUGUUGUAAGAGUAAAAUAUCUGUGACAAUAAAAUCAUUCAAU
Trichoplax adhaerens is the source of this 1776-nucleotide messenger RNA. RefSeq lists its product as hypothetical. The transcript is spliced from 14 exons. Gene Ontology annotation, molecular function: pyridoxal phosphate binding; cystathionine gamma-lyase activity. Gene Ontology annotation, cellular component: cytoplasm. Lineage: Eukaryota; Metazoa; Placozoa; Uniplacotomia; Trichoplacea; Trichoplacidae. Gene Ontology annotation, biological process: transsulfuration. Bases 4 to 1176 code for a protein of 390 amino acids. The record is from RefSeq and is a predicted model, not a curated record.